Messenger RNA from Emiliania huxleyi CCMP1516, 1680 nucleotides. RefSeq lists its product as hypothetical. Lineage: Eukaryota; Haptophyta; Isochrysidales; Noelaerhabdaceae. The transcript has 2 exons. Bases 351 to 791 code for a protein of 146 amino acids. The record is from RefSeq and is a predicted model, not a curated record.
CGCCCGGGUCCAGCCCCGCGAGUUGAGGAAGCUGCCAGGAAGGAGCUGCCAGGAAGGUCGCGUUGCCUCCGGGGAGGGCCGGCCGCCUCUGAUCGCUUCUCGGCAACGUAGAUCUACGCCGAGUUUUCCUCCGGCGUAUGCUCUUCCAGCGGCUCCUGCCUCCUGGAGCGAGGAGCGACAGUGGCGACGGCAAGAUCGAGAUUGAUGGCGCGACUUCAUCCAACGAGCCACCUCAGCGAUUCGCCGGGCUCGGAGGCGCGCUCGUGGCGGCCUGCCUCGCAGCCGUGCAGAGCAUCGCCUGCGCCAAAGUCAUGGCCGGUCCGCUGCCUGGUGAGGCGGUAGCCGUCGCGAUGGCGCUGUGCCUCCUCUCCUCGUGCGCUCUUCAGCUCCUCCUGUGCUGGCUCAGCCGUCUUGCGCUGGUCGCGUGCGCCGACUCGUUCGCCGCCGCGCUCUUUUCUCCCCUCGCGGCGCGGCUGCUCGCCGCCGACUGCCCGAGCCCUCUCGGCCACCUCUUCGUCUCUCUCGCCACCUUCCAGCUCGUCACCGCCGCCGUCUACCUCGCCAGCGCGACACUGCGCGGUGGGCGGAUCGUGCGACAUCUGCCCGAGCCGGUCUCCCUCGGGUACUUGGCCUCUGUCGGGCUCAUCCUCGUCGACUCGAGCUCGAAGGCCGAGAUGGCACCGAGAUUGGGCCGAGAUAUGGGGGGUCGAGAUAUGGGACGAGAUUGGGACGAGAUUGGGACGAGAUUGGGACGAGAUUGGGGCGAGAUUGGGGCGAGAUUGGGCCGAUAAGAUGUAUGGGUCGAGGCGCCCAUGAGCUGGCCAGCUCGUGUCCAUGGGCUCGUGUCCAUGGGCACGGGUGGCUGACGCACCCCAUACCACAUCUAACCACGAGAUCUCCCGAGAUGAGGUCGUCGGCUGCUCGCUGCUCGACCCGCUGUCGGUCUGGCGGGCGCCCGCCGCCGCACGGGCUCAGCUUGCCCUCGGCGCUUGCGCCAGUCGCCUGGCUCCACAUCAGCCGAGGUCAGCCGAGGCCAGCCGAGACCGCCCCAGACUAGGCACCGCGCUCGGCGUCUUGCUCACUGUCGCCGGGCGCAGGCUCAUCGGCUCAGCGCGUGUGGCCCUCGUGCCCGCGACCGCCGCUCUCGCUGCUGCCGUGCUCCUCCUCCUCCCCCUCGCCUCGGUCGACGUGGACGGGUGGGCCCUCGACGUGCCUGCCGUCCGGCUCUCCUCGCUGCCGGCCGCCCUCUCUCUCGGCGAUGUCCGCCUGGCGUCGGCUGCGCGGGACGGGGCGGUGACAGCUGCGGUGGCGGCCCUCCCCAUGGUGCCGCGCCUUAGAUGGCGAGCCCGCGCCGUCCCGCUCCACACGAUGCGGUCGUCUACGAUGCGGUCGGCGGUCUCAUGGUUUGCGGUGUCACUCCCCGACGCAUCGCGGUCGUAGCUCGUGUGCUGCCGCGGACGCGAGAGUGCAAAGGGACCGUACACGAUUCACAGCCUCGCCUUGUGCACACACAGGCUGCCGCGAGAUGACCCGAGAUGACCCGAGAUGACCCGAGAUGACCCGAGAUUAGGUUGCCGGGCGGAUGAUGGCGUACUCCGCGAUGCGGCGCCGAGCGCACCUGAUUCUCUGCCGCUGAGCCUCUCGGACGCAACUCUCGCACGCAUCUCGGCUCUCUCUCCC